Molecule: messenger RNA, 954 nt
Organism: Penicillium egyptiacum
Lineage: Eukaryota; Fungi; Ascomycota; Eurotiomycetes; Eurotiales; Aspergillaceae
Source: the annotation of a GenBank genome assembly
AUGACCGUCUCUCGCCCGUCAUUUUCCCUUCCUUACACCCACUUUGCCAUGAUCUAUAUAGAUCACGAGGACAAGAUCAAGACCUACGAAUCUCAGUCUAUCCAAGAACAAGACACCAGUGUGUUCAGCCCGAAAGUCUGCCAGAAUUUCCUUGAAAUUCUAGGCGAACGUAUCGGCUGCCACCGGCCCAUUGAUCAGACAAUCCCCCGUCGAUUGAGCCGACGCACGAGCAAUACAUAUACCAUGUCCGCCUCUAAAGAGCGUUUGGCUGAACAGGGUUUCGAUAGGGAUAACUUCAACGGUUCGGUUGAAAAAAUGGUCCCUUUAAGAGUUGGGGAUACAAAUAAGCGCAAUUGCUGUGUGAUUCUUAAGGCAUUUAUAAAGUUCAUCGAGCCGCACAAGCAAGUCAAACACCCGUAUAAAGGUGGGCAGCAGACUCAGCCUAAGUGGUGGCCCUCGGAUGUCAUAUAUAAGGAGCCUGAUCACAUACCGAAAGCAGACCGCAUCAAACUGCUUCUUCACAUUCUUCGCAAGCUCGGUGGCUAUGGUAUCACCGCCGAUAACUUGCAGGAAAUUGUUAGAGAUACCAAACGGGGCUUGAAGAACCCAUGCGAGGUCGAGAUCAUCUAUGAGAUCCUUCGGGUUCGAAAGGUGGAGGAACUGUUUGAGCGACGAGAAGUUGAUGCUAAUAUGGUAGCCUACAUUAUGAACCCUAGCUUUAGCAUUAAGGGGAAUGGCUCUACCAACGCAGCCUCAGUGGUUAUGGGAGUGCCUAAGCAUAAAGAGCUAGGACUGACGCUAGUAUCUGUCGAGACCAAGGAUCUUGGUUCAGUAUCAGCCUCCGCUCUCCUAGGUAGUUCAUCCAUGCCAAUGCCUCUCAACUUCGAAGUUGCCGACCGACAGGACAACCCUGACUACAAAAUGCCGCCCGAAUACACGAACCCAUCUUUAUAG